Lodderomyces parapsilosis is the source of this 1686-nucleotide messenger RNA. RefSeq lists its product as uncharacterized. Lineage: Eukaryota; Fungi; Ascomycota; Pichiomycetes; Serinales; Debaryomycetaceae. Bases 1 to 1686 code for a protein of 561 amino acids. The transcript has a single exon. Gene Ontology annotation, biological process: biosynthetic process. The record is from RefSeq and is a predicted model, not a curated record. Gene Ontology annotation, molecular function: pyridoxal phosphate binding.
AUGUCAAACGGCCACAAUAUUGACGAGUCAUCUGACAAUGACCAAGAAUCUAUUCUUGAAUUUGAAAGAUUGGAGUCUACUUUACCUCCUGCAUUGAGGAGAUCAGCCUCUUCUUUAUUGGAAGCAAUUCAGUCAACACCGACUCCACUGCAAACUCCAGGAAGCCACGUAAAUGCUCACAUCCAGCAGGAUCACACAAUUAGAUCUCCUCAACCACAACACCCAAGAGAAUUGAUUACUCCGUCUGGAACACCUCAGUAUCAAACAGUUCCAGGAAGAAAUGCCACUGCAACACCCAAUUUAAAGAAUGCAAAUUACAGACAGACGCUUAUUAGCAGGUUAUCCAAGUCGGAAAAUGGGAGAGAAGCAUCCCCAAUUCCUUUACCAAAGCCAAAGUUUGAUGAAAACAUCUUUAAACCUGCUAUGAACUCCAAAAACUCAUCAACAGGUGUGCUUUGGGCAACUGAAAGAGCAGCAGAUUACGGAUACGACUCUGAACAUGUUGGAGAUUGGGCUAAUUUGGGUCAAGGUGCUCCUGAGCAUGGGGACACGAUUCCCGGAUCGUUUCCAAGACCAAAGACUAUUAAUGUGCCAGAUUGCUCAAGAGAGUACGCCCCUACUGCAGGUAUUAAGGAGUUGAGAGAAGCAGUGGCAAAUUUCUACAAUGAGACAUACAGAACUAAAAAGGGCAGCAAGUACACGUACAAAAAUGUUUGUAUCGUUCCAGGAGGAAGAGCAGGGUUGACAAGAAUUGCAUCAAUUAUUAGCGAUUGUUACUUGUCCUUCUUUUUACCAGAUUACACUGCGUAUGCUGAAAUGUUGUCAUUGUUUAAAAACUUUUCACCAAUUCCAGUCCCGUUAAAGGAGGCUGAUAAUUAUGAAAUUCAUUUGAAAAUGAUCAAGGAGGAAUUGACUAGGGGUGUUAGUGCUUUGUUGACGUCAAAUCCAAGAAACCCAACUGGUCAUUGCAUGAAACCAGAACAGUUGCACCAGCUUCAUAAUAUGUGUCGCGAAAAGUGUUUGUUGAUUAUGGAUGAAUUUUAUUCGCACUACUAUUACGAUGGUGGUUGCGAUGGAUCAUCAAUCAGUUCUGCUGAAUUCGUCGAAGAUGUAAAUCGUGAUCCAGUUUUAAUCUUGAAUGGAUUAACAAAAGCAUUCAGAUUACCUGGGUGGAGAAUUUGCUGGGUUUUGGGUCCAGAGGAUUACAUCAAUGCAUUGUCGUCUGCUGGGUCCUUUUUGGAUGGUGGAUCAAAUGCGCCUUUCCAAUAUGUUGCUAUUGAUUUUUUGCAGCCACUUAAGGUGAAGCGUGAAAUGAAAGCGUUGCAAUUGCACUUUAAGAUGAAGCGAGAUUACAUUCUUGAUAGAUUAUCCAAAAUGGGCUUCAAAUUCACCGAAAAGACCAUCCCAAAUUCUACCUUCUAUCUCUGGCUCAAUUUGUCCCACUUACCAGGGAAAUUAAGCAACUGUUUGGGUUUCUUUCAUGAGUGCUUACACGAAAAGGUGAUUGUUGUUCCUGGAUUCUUCUUCUUGAUAAAUCCACAAAAUUUGAGCCACUUAGAGGAGGUUAUUUGGUAUAAUUAUGUGAGAAUUAGUUAUGGACCUGAGCUCCACCAUUUGGAAAAAGGUAUGGAUGGUAUAGAGCGCAUCUUGGACAGAUUCGGUUGUUUACCAUAUGAAAUUAAGUAG